AGAUAAGGAACAUUUCUAAUAUAUUCUUUACACUUUUCUCUGCCAAUGGAAGCCGGUCCAUCUCUUACCUUAGAUAUCUAAAUCUUUAUCAGUUUCUCACGAUCAAAUCUAUCCUUUUUUGGUUUUGUAUAAUACUGUUUUAGUGGGUAAAUUAUUCGUCGUACUCGUACGUGCUUUGAUUCGAUUAAAUCUGAAGGAAAGCAUGAACCGUAGUUGGAUUACAAUAAUGUCUUUGUUGGUAAGUUCUCAGCUUGCUUCGGCGAAAGUCUUGUUGAUCGGGAAAAACACAUAUCUCUCCUUCGAUGAUGUUGAAGCAACUUUCACUCCAAUUGUCGAAAGUUCAGGGGAAUGCGGAUUGUUAUACGCUGCAGAGCCUCUUAAUACAUGCUCAUAUUUAACCAACAAGGCGGGAAACGGAUCAACCAUUAGGCCCUCGUAUGUAUUGAUCAUCCGUGGUGGCUGUAGUUUCGACGAAAAAAUUAGAAACGCGCAGAAAGCUGGAUACAAAGCUGCGAUUGUGUAUAACGAUGCAUAUGAUGAGCUCUUAAUACAUAUGGCAGGAACUUCAUCUGGUGUGCAUAUACAUGGCGUGCUUGUUACAAGAGCAGCAGGGGAAGUACUCAAAGGGUACGCUGGUCGACCCGGGAUCGAGCUUUGGCUGGUCCCGGGAUUCGGAACUUCAUCGUGGUCGAUAAUGGCUAUCACUAUCAUAUCUUUACUAGCAAUGUUUGCUAUUCUCGCCACUUUUUUCUUUGUCCGUAAGCAUCAAAUUAGACGCCGACGAGGGCCUUUAUCCCAUUGUAGUCGAGGACAUUCUCUUCGUAUGCCUAGAAACUUUUUGCAAAGCAUACCGACUGAAGUGUUUACCGGUGUUCUUGAACAAGGUUCAACUUCAGUUACUUGUGCUAUAUGCAUUGAUGAUUAUUCCACUGGUGACAAACUCAUGAUCCUACCUUGCCAACACAAGUUCCAUGCGGCGUGUAUCGGUUCGUGGCUUGGUCAUUGCAGAUCCUUUUGUCCGGUUUGUAAACGCGAUGCAAGAACAGCGAAAAGUGAUCCACCAGCAUCUGAAAGGACACCUCUGCUUUCUCCUAGCCUGAACUCUACAACUUCACUUUCAUUUCAUAGGCUACCAAUAGUUGCAAGACAAGAGCCUCUCCCAUGUUCCAUUGUACCGCAGGCACACACAGUUCCUAUGUGCCACAGAUCCUAGCUUUUUUGUCUCUGCUAAUUCGCUUCCAAGCCGCUAAACUAAACCAGAGAUGCUACAUCACUCUGAAAGACCCAAUUGACAUGGCUUUGCAACUAAGUUGUAUAUACAGAGGUAAAAACAGAAUGUUUCAGUUUGAGUCUUAUUCUUCAGUUGGAUUGUUUUGGACACUAUGUAAAGUUAGAUGAGUGAGUUUUUUUAAGUGAGCAUCUUUUGGUACAUUUUUGUGAAUCAGCUAAACAAUGAGUUAACUUUGUUACUUGUGUAUGUACUGUUUGAUCUUUAUACGCAAUCAGUAUCUUGCAACCAAUAACUAAUGCAUAUGGCAAUUAGAGAGCC
Molecule: messenger RNA, 1549 nt
Organism: Thlaspi arvense
Lineage: Eukaryota; Viridiplantae; Streptophyta; Magnoliopsida; Brassicales; Brassicaceae
Source: the annotation of a GenBank genome assembly